Rhipicephalus microplus (southern cattle tick) is the source of this 1737-nucleotide messenger RNA. Its product is annotated as sodium channel and clathrin linker 1-like. The record is from RefSeq and is a predicted model, not a curated record. Gene Ontology annotation, cellular component: centriole. Gene Ontology annotation, biological process: cilium assembly; clustering of voltage-gated sodium channels; phosphorelay signal transduction system. NCBI's taxonomy places the organism in Eukaryota, Metazoa, Arthropoda, Arachnida, Ixodida, Ixodidae.
AUGGAUAUAAAUCGGCGACGUUACAGAGAAGCGUCGCUUAGGACGUUCGAGCCAUUCCUUAAAGAAUAUGACUCCCUGCUGCGUUAUAUACUCACCGAAGUACAACACUUUAAGAAUGAAGUAAAGCAGCUCAAGAAGGAAGCACUCAUACUAGUCGAUAACAAUCGCUGCCUACACCGAGAUCUGAGGCGCCAAGUGGAACAAAACUUAGCGUCAGACCCGCCCCAUAGCAAUCAACUUUUAAGAGACCUUCAAUCUCAUUUGGACGCAGUUACAGAGGACAAAAAUAUCACGUCCAAAAUGCUUCAAACAGCGCUACAAGAGAUUGAACGCCUCGAAGGUCAGCUAGAGGUAUGGAAAAAAAAUGACUUUGUUGAUAGAGAUACCCUUAACCAAUGUGUAGAAAAAGUAAAGACCGACUGUGAAAAUAAGUAUGUGGAGACGUUCCGCGAGUUGGAAAAAACAAAAAGUGAGCUCUUUGAGGCCCAGAAAAAUCUUCACACCACGAAGUUGCGUAUGGCACGCUACAGUGAACCAGUUUAUGUUAUUGAAAACCAGCUUCAGGAAAAGGAAAAAAAACUAGAUGAGGUCCUGCAGCACCUGCAACAAACUCAGGAGAAACUAAUUUUGGCAGAAGAAGAGCGGACAGAAGCCAUUUCAAGGCUCGCAGCAGUUGAAGCUCACUUGACUAAGUCCUGCAUGGAAAGUGCUAACAACUCACAAGAAUUGAAGGCCUAUAGGAACCGAAGCAAGGCACUGCAAGAGCAACUCAGCUCUGCACUGGAGCACGCUGAGGAAAGUGUCAACAUGACAGAACGAGCACUUCUUGAGAAACAAGAAGCGCAGCUGAGGAGCGAUUUGCUGGAAAAUGAAGUUAUGGAGUUGAGAACUUCGCUCGAAGCUGUGGUGGAGGAAGCUGCUCAGCAUACAGCAAAUGAGGUGGAAAAGUUUCGCGAGAAAGGAAACCAACGCAUAAAGGAACUGAUCAAGCAAAUUGGACAGCUUCAGCAGGCCUUGCAGCAGCAGCAGUCGCUUGCAGCUCAACUGUCCGAAGAAAACAGCAGACUGAGGGAGGAGCUGGAACGCUUCAGAAACAGUCAGGUUGACUUGAGGCUGAACAGAGACCCUGCUUUUCUGGCACUUAGCCAGACUCUGAUGCAGGCGGAAAGAAUGUGCCAGAAACAUCGACUCACUGCAGAUUCUUUGCAGGACAAAUUGUUACACCAAGAAAAACAAAGCGCCUUCAAGAUAAAGCAGAGGGAGCUGGAGAUCCAACGACUCCAGAAUUUAUUACAGGAGGCCGAGAAACACGCCGACCAACUGCAGCGAUCGAUGGUUGAAGCUGAGCACCAAACGGCAGAGCUUCGCCGAAAAGCGCACACACUAGAAGCGGAGUGUAUCGCUCUACGAAAGAGACACCCUGCCGAGGUGACCACCCUAACCGAGGCACUCGAUCAGGAGAAAAUAGUCUACAGCAUGAAGUUGCAACAGAUGCAAGAUACUUUUGAAAAAAAACUAAUGAAUGCACAGGCACUGCUACAAGCCCAGCAGGCUGUGAAUGACAAGUGGAAAACAGAGGCAUCUAGGAUGGCAUCAGAAUUCGAAACAGAAUUGCUUGCUGCCAGAAAAAAAAUAUCUGCGCUAAAGAAGGCAAACAUGGACUGGGAAAAGAAAGCUUACCACACGGCAAAGGAAAUUCAAAAGGUGUGUCAAGCCAAAUUUCAAUAUUUCCUUUGA